This is a messenger RNA of Hansenula anomala, 1537 nucleotides long. RefSeq names its product polyamine oxidase (gene FMS1). The transcript has a single exon. The coding region runs from base 35 to 1426 and encodes 463 amino acids. NCBI's taxonomy places the organism in Eukaryota, Fungi, Ascomycota, Saccharomycetes, Phaffomycetales, Wickerhamomycetaceae. Gene Ontology annotation, molecular function: oxidoreductase activity. The record is from RefSeq and is a predicted model, not a curated record.
CAAUCAUAGACUCUGACUAUAAAUAACAAUCAUUAUGGGCACUGAGGGAAAAGUAAUCAUCAUUGGCGGUGGUAUUGCUGGUAUCAAAGCUGCUCUUGAACUAAAUAAACAUGGUAUAGACUAUUUCAUCUUAGAAGCUAAAGAUAGAUUAGGUGGUCGCUUAAAGACAGUCGAAGGCUUGAACACUAAAUACGAUAUGGGUGCAAGUUGGUUCCAUGACACUUUAUCCAAUCCUUUGUUUGAUACAGAAAACAGUCUCCCGGUCGGUGAGAGAGCACAGUUUUAUUAUGAUGAUAUACCCCAUAAAACAUUUGAUCAAAAUGGAACUGUCCCUGCUGAUUCAAGACUGGAACCAAUUGCUGUAGAAAUCUCUAAAUACAUCGAAAUGGAGAAUCUUAAAGACCUUGAUGCUGAUAAGUCCGUUUAUGAAACUGUGAUCAAAUAUUUUCAAGAAAAAAAGCAUCUACUAUCCAAAGGGCAAAUUGAGCAUGCAUUAGGUUAUAUCAGAAAGUUGGAGUUAUGGCAUGGUAUUAGUAUCAAUGAACUUAGUUCCAAAUACUCUGAGGUUGAAAAUAAUGGUAGAAAUGCUCUAGUCAAGAAUUACGAUACAAUUUUGAAUAGACAUGUUGCACAAUUGUCAAAGGAUAGUUAUAAACUAAAUACGGCGGUGAAAUCAAUUGCAAGAACUUCAAAGAACAAAAAAGUCAAAGUCACUACUGUUGAUGGUGAAGAAUAUGAAGGGGAUUUUGCUAUUGUUGCUGUUCCCCAAUCGAUCAUUGCACUGGGAGAACAAGAAAAGGGUGCCAUCAAAUUUGAGCCUAAACUGCCUCAAAGAAUAACUGAAUCUUUAAAGAAAUGUCACUUUGGUGCUUUGGGUAAAGUGGUGCUGGAGUUUGAUGAAUGCUUUUGGGGAACUGAUGAUGAACGUUUUGUAUGUUUAUCCUCACCACCUGAAGGCUUUGCUGAAGCUAUUCUCAACGAUAAAACUGUCCCAAAUUUUCCAAAUUCUGAAACACCAAAACCAUUUGAUUACCCAAUACUGUUUUUAAACUUUGCAGCUGAUUUCAAUAAACCAUCAUUGGUUGCUAUAACUCAAUCACCAUUGACAGAUUAUUUGGAAGAGAACCCUGAAAAGGCAUGGAAGUUUUUAAAACCUUAUGUUCAAGUCAUAUCAUCUAAAAAGGACAUUCCGGAUCCUAAGAAUGUAUUCACCUCUGAAUGGACAACUGAUCCCUAUCAAAGAGGAUCCUAUUCUGCAUGCUUUCCAGGUGAUGAUCCAAUUAGUGCAGUUGUUGCGUUUGAAGAAGGGUUUGGUAAUGUUAGAUUUGCAGGAGAGCAUACAAUUAUGGACGGUAAUGGUUGUGUCCAUGGUGCUUGGAUGAGUGGAUUGAGAGAAGCAACCUACAUUAUUGAUCAUCUUGAAUGAUUGUAAAUAGUUUAUUAAAUGCAUAUUUUAUGAUUUUAUUCCCAAAGUGAUUUCCAUUUAACAGGUUUACGCACAGCAUUUGAGAAUCCUUCAUGAUAUUUAACCCAAAUU